Molecule: messenger RNA, 1614 nt
Organism: Acaulospora colombiana
Lineage: Eukaryota; Fungi; Glomeromycota; Glomeromycetes; Diversisporales; Acaulosporaceae
Source: the annotation of a GenBank genome assembly
AUGGCUUUACAUAGCAAAGAUGUUCUCACCAAUAUAAUUAAUAGAUACGCACCAAUUCCCCUGGGCGCUGAUUUAUCUGAUUUUACAGAAAACGAAAAGAUUGCGCUUUCCAAAUUGGUCGAUGCCGGAAAAUUGAUUGAAAGAAUCUACGUCCGUCAAAAGUGGAAAGGUAACGAAGCUCUUCAUGACCAACUGCGCAAUUCCACUCCACACGACGAAAAAGCCUUGAUGGUAUUUAACUUGCUGAAAGGGCCAUGGGAUCGCGUUGAUGGCCUGGUCUUUCAUAACCUUCCAAACAUCCCUCCUCACAAACCAGAGGGAGGAAAUUUCUAUCCCGAAGAUAUGAGCAAAGAGGAAUUUGAAUCAUGGGUCAAAACACUUCCAGAGGAGCAACAGAAAAAGGCCAAAGGAUUCUAUCAUGUUGUUAGGAGAAGGGAGGAGGAUAGUGGUGAGGGUAAAAAAGGCGAACUGUGUCUGAAACCUUAUUCCGAAGAGUAUAACGAUUUGUUGGUUGAAGCUUCAAAAUUGUUGAGAGAAUCCUCGGAAUUGGUCCACGAUGAAUCAUUGAGUACAUUCCUGAGAACCCGAGCGGAUUCAUUCCUGAGCAAUGAGUAUUUGAACAGUGAGAUUGAUUGGUUGAACAUUAGCAAGGAAAGCCGCAUCGAAGUCACCGUGGGACCUUACGAAGUCUACACUGAUGAAUUAUUUUCUAUUAAAAGCGCUUUCGAAUUUUAUAUUCAUGCUCGCGAUUUUCCGUUUUCCAAGACCUUGGAAAAAUUUUCGUCAAGCUUACAAGAGGUAGAAGAUAGUUUGCCGGUACCAGAUGAGUACAAGAGCAAGGAUUUAAAGGCCACACCGAUUAUCGUGGUGAAUCAAUUGUUCGCGGCUGGUGAUGUAGCAGUACCAAUGACCGCCGCCUAUAACUUACCCAAUGAUGAAGAAGCCAUUAAGCGCGGAGGAUCCAAAUUGGUUAUCAUCAAAAAUGUACAAGAGGGAAAAUAUCAAAAUAUCCUGGAUCCAAUUGCGAAAUCCGUAAUUGCGCUCGACCAACUUCGGUAUUUGUCAUUCGACGCGUUCUUUACGCACGUUCUUCUUCACGAGGUUGCACACUCCAAUGGUCCACAUUACACGAUCGGUCCUCAUCCGGUUACGGUCAGGUCGCGCUUACAGGAAUAUCAUUCGGCGAUCGAAGAAGCGAAAGCCGAUAUAACUGGUUUAUAUGCUGCAGCUCAUUUACUGAAGACCGGCCUCUUGACUGCCCCCUCUAUAGAACAAUUUUAUGUUACCUAUCUUGCUUCCGCUUUCAGGUCCAUUAGAUUUGGAAUUAAAGAGUUGAAUUACAUUCUCUCUCAAGGCGGAUUUGCCUAUGAUCCUACCACGUUGCGUUUCAGCGUAAACUUCGCCUCCGCAGCAUCCGCGGUGUCCAACCUGACCCGCGAGAUUUUGAUAAUGCAAGGGGAUGGUGACAAGGGCCGUGUCAAGGAAUUCAUAGAUAAAUAUGGAAGCAUCAGAAAGGAAGUCAAGGAAACUUUGGAAAGGUUGGAAAAUGAAGGAAUACCUAUCGACGUUAGACCCCUCUAUGAAAUUUCCAAAGAAUUGAAUUUAACCUUAUAA